AUGGCACUGUGUCAAACACAACAUGGAGGAAAUCAAACAAGGAUUACCGAGUUCAUUCUCCUGGGGUUUGGGACUGGCUGGGAGUCCCAGAUUCCACUCCUGUUGCUUCUUUCUGCAAUUUAUAUUAUGACCAUCAGCGGGAACCUCCUCAUUGUUGUGAUUGUUGUGUCUGAUGAGUAUCUUCACACCCCAAUGUACUACUUCUUGGGCAACUUGUCUUGCUUGGAGACCUUCUACAGUUCAGCCAUCCUUCCCCGGGUGCUGUAUAGUCUCUUGACAGGGGACAGAUCUAUUUCAUUCAUAGGCUGCAUUGCCCAGUUCUAUUUCUUUGGUGUCCUUGUUACAACAGAGUGUUUCCUGCUUGCUGCCAUGUCUGUUGAUCGCUAUUUAGCCAUAUGCAAGCCACUGCAUUAUGCUACUCUCAUAAAUGACAAACUAUGUGCUCAGCUAGCUGUUGGUUCCUGGAUGGGUGGGUUGGUGGCUAUCACCAUCACCACCUCUUUCAUCUCUCAGCUAGUGUUUUGUGGUUCCAAUGAGAUGGACCACUUCUUUUGUGAUUUUGCCCCAAUAGUCAGUCUGUCCUGUAGCAACACAAGGACAAUACAGGUCUUAAGUUUCGUAUUGUCAUCCAUAUGUGCUUUUCCACCUUUCUUGUUGACUUUGGCAACCUACGUUUGUAUCAUCACUUCUAUCCUGAGAAUCCCAUCUAAUUCUGGAAAACAGAAGGUUUUCUCUACCUGCUCCUCUCACCUCCUAGUGGUGACCAUUUUUUAUGGGACUCUGAUCAUUGUCUAUGUCUUGCCAAACUCUAGCAGCCUGAGAGACCUGAACAAAGUGUUUUCUCUCCUGUACACCAUUUUGACUCCCCUUGCUAACCCUCUUAUAUACAGCCUAAGAAACAAAGAAGUUAAGGAAGCAUUAAAGAAAGGUGUCAAAAAACUUUACAAGUGA
Messenger RNA from Heteronotia binoei (common prickly gecko), 951 nucleotides. RefSeq names its product olfactory receptor 6N1-like. Gene Ontology annotation, biological process: G protein-coupled receptor signaling pathway. NCBI's taxonomy places the organism in Eukaryota, Metazoa, Chordata, Lepidosauria, Squamata, Gekkonidae. The coding region runs from base 1 to 951 and encodes 316 amino acids. Gene Ontology annotation, molecular function: G protein-coupled receptor activity; olfactory receptor activity. The transcript has a single exon. Gene Ontology annotation, cellular component: membrane. The record is from RefSeq and is a predicted model, not a curated record.